This is a messenger RNA of Cucumis sativus (cucumber), 863 nucleotides long. RefSeq lists its product as uncharacterized. The transcript is spliced from 2 exons. The record is from RefSeq and is a predicted model, not a curated record. The coding region runs from base 175 to 645 and encodes 156 amino acids. Lineage: Eukaryota; Viridiplantae; Streptophyta; Magnoliopsida; Cucurbitales; Cucurbitaceae.
CUUUUUUCUGGAACCAUACAUAUGCUACAGUUACAAAAUCUUUAUUUCCUUCAAAGCUUUAUCAGAAAUCACUAAAAAAGACCAUUCCUUUUUCUCUUCCAUUCUCCAUAUAUAGUUUCACUUACCCAUUUUCUUCUAUACCCAUCUUUUCUUCUUCUGAAUUGAUUUUAUUCAAUGGAAAAAUUACAACAAAAUGAAGCUCAACAUCGUGGCUAUGUCAUGGAAGAUAAUUAUGAGUCUUCUUCUUCUUCUUCAACGGACGAGCUUAGUCGUUCUAUAAAUUCAGAGGAAUGUUCUUCAUUAGAAAUGGUGGAGGAUGUAAGUUCUUCUUUGUCGUCGUCUUCUUCAAAUGGGCCUCUCUUUGAAUUAACAGAGCUAAUGGUUCAUCUUCCUAUUAAGAGAGGAUUGUCUAAAUAUUAUGAUGGUAAAUCUGAAUCUUUUACAUCUUUAGCAAGUGUUGAAAGAUUAGAAGAUUUGGCCAAAAGGGUAUCUCCAGUUACAAAAAGAUUCAAAUCUUGUAAGAGUUUUGAUGGUCAUAAAUCCAUUGUUCCCAGAGCUGCCAUAGCCAAGAAAAGUUCAAGAUCAAGACGAAAAAGUAGUUUGAUCUGUGGUUCUAGGGCUACAAUUUCUGUGAAUGGACACUGAUUAGAGGUUUAAUUUCAACGGAAUAAAAGAUCGAACAACAUGACUAACACGACUCUAUUGCUAAUCUUAAUUAAUCUUGUAAAUUUUUAAGCAUAUCUUUUCUCUCUUUUCUUUUUUAUUUUUCCAAGGAAUUUUGUCACAUAGUGUAAAGUUUUAACCUCUCAUUGUACAUUGGUUUUUUAAAUUUGUAACAUUUUGUUGUUGAUUAUUUAUUACAA